This is a messenger RNA of Anthostomella pinea, 246 nucleotides long. Lineage: Eukaryota; Fungi; Ascomycota; Sordariomycetes; Xylariales; Xylariaceae. The record is from the annotation of a GenBank genome assembly.
AUGAAGCUCUCCGGAUCCCUUGCCCUCAUGGCUGCAUUCGUGGCCGUCGGCAACAGCAAGCCGCUCCCGCCCCUUGACACCGCCGACAACUGUAUAGUCUGCAUCAAGCGCUGCACUCAGCGAGACACGUUGAACUGCAUCGAGACCUGCAGGGACGAAAUUUGCAAGGACGUCGACCUCUCCGAGUUCAACAUCUUCAAAAUCCCGAUCCCCAUCAUUCCGAUCGAUGCAGCGGCAUCCUCGUAG